Messenger RNA from Solanum dulcamara, 2363 nucleotides. RefSeq names its product nucleosome assembly protein 1;2-like. Gene Ontology annotation, biological process: nucleosome assembly. Gene Ontology annotation, molecular function: chromatin binding; histone binding. The transcript has 10 exons. NCBI's taxonomy places the organism in Eukaryota, Viridiplantae, Streptophyta, Magnoliopsida, Solanales, Solanaceae. Gene Ontology annotation, cellular component: nucleus; chromatin. The coding region runs from base 552 to 1130 and encodes 192 amino acids. The record is from RefSeq and is a predicted model, not a curated record.
AAAUCUCUUUGCUGUUUCCCUCCUUUUCCUCCUCCACUUAUGAAUUUUGGGACUUAGGGUUUCUAUUUCUUCACAUUCAGUAUGAGUAAUUUGGACAUAUAUCAUUCCAAUCACUAGCCAUUCACGGCCGAUGCCGCCGGUAAGUUCCUAAUCCAGGCACCGAAUGCACCUCGUUACACUCUUGUGUUUUGUGAGUUGAUUCUUAUUUGUCUUACUUUUAUGUAUCUUCGUAUGCUGAAUAUCGUGCUGAGGUGGAGAUUGAACGGAAGGAUAACAUUCGGGAAUUCGAUGGGAGUCCCUUAGCUAUACUUAAGACUUUGUCACCACAAGUUAGGAAGCGUAUUGAAGCUUUGAGAAACCUUCAGGGUCAACCUGCUGCGCUGAGAGCUUUAUUGUCAGAGUAGAAGGCUGUACUUAAAGCUGGUUAUGAGAAGCUGCAUGAACCGUUGCACACGAAGUGCUCUUGCAAAAGGAAGAAAGAGAGAUUGACAGAAUAUUCUGUUUGUAGAGUGAACGUGAUGUGCUAAAAGCUUUAUUUUCGAAGGAGAAGGAUGUACUUGAAGCUAAAUAUGAGAAGCUGCAUGAUUGUUGUACUCGAAGAGAAAGGUGUUCCCAACUUCUGGCUGACUGCAUUGAAGUCCUGUGCGAAAUACGAAGAGGAGAUCUACAUCUCAAAGCGGGAUGAAGAAGCUUUAAAAUUCCUCAAGGAUAUUAAGUGGUGCAGGGUCGAUCAUCCAAAAGGUUUUAAGCUUGAUUUCUUCUUUGAUACAAACCCUUUUUUCAAGAAUUCUGUAUUGACAAAGACCUGUCACAAAAGGGUAAAUAUGGCUAUGGCAGAAAACGUAACAUGGACGGAUAUUGAAUGGUUUCCGGGAAAAUGCUUGACAAAGAAGAUUGUAAAAUGCAAUCCAAAUAAGAGGUUAAUAAGUGCUAAACCAAUGAUCAGAACUGUGGAUUGUGAAAGUUUUUUCAGUUUCUUCAAACCGCCAUCGGUCACAGAACUCCAGUAUCAUAUGCAAGAAGAUUAUGAAAUUGAGUCUGUAGAUCAUUUCUUCUUUGCUUGGAUGGUGCCUUUACUCAACAAUUCGGAACAAAAUAAUCCGCCAAGCAGCGUUGUGAUUUACUGGUGAGGUUGAAGAUGUUGAUGACGACAAUGAUGAUGAUGAAGAUGAUGAUGACGACGACUAUGAUUAUGAUUAUGAUGACAACGACGAUGAUGAAGCUGAAUAAGACGAGUAUUAUGAAGGGGAAGAAGAAGAAGAGGGGAAGCCCGAAAAGAAGAUUCAGGUGCAGCAUCGGAGUCCAGUGGCGAGAGGAAUUGGUGUGGCAGCAGCUGCAACUACUGGUGGCGCCGCCACCACAGCUGCUCCAGGUGGUGUUGUGAACCAGUUCAAGCCUACGUCUCUCUGUAUGUAGGGACUUGGACAUCAACGUGACAGAUACACAGCUGUACCAGCUGUUUAACCAAGCGGGUCAGGUUAUUUCGGUUAGGAUUUGUAGGGACCUUAGCACUCAGAGAUCCCUUGACUAUGUCUUCGUCAACUACAGCAACCCUCAGGAUGCUGCAAGGGCAAUGGAGAUGUUGGAUUUCACUCCUGUUAAUGGAAAGCCCAUUAGAGUGAAGUGCUUUCAUAGGGAUCCCAAUUUUCCUAAGAAUAGAACGGGCUAAUCUAUUUGUCAGGAACUUGCACAAGUCAUUUGACAACGAAGCUUCACAUGACACCUUUUCAAGCUUUGGCCACAUUCUUACUGAUUCUAAUGGCCAGUCGAAGUGUUAUGGUUUUGUACAAUUUGACAAUGAUGAAUCCGCUCAAAGUUCCAUAGAUAAGUUAAAUGGUGUGCUCAUCAAUGGUAAGCAAGUGUAUGUUGCACAUGCUCUUCGCAAAGAGAAGAGUGGCAGAGCACAAGCUGAGGAAGGUCAACUAGUUGGUGAACGUCCUCCAGUGCGCAAGCAAUAGUAGUUUGUGGUGGUUUAAAAGCUACGGGGAAGGAUCAAUCUUGGAACCCUUGGUUGAUAGAUUUGCCUUCGCCUCAUUUUGGUAUGUCGUUCAUUUUUCCUUUUUGGCUAUUCCUUUUCCCAUCUUCCUCUUUAGUCUUUACUUGUUGGUGCAGUGAUUUUGUGAUCUCUCGGGGUUAUUUUUUUGUUGCAUGUUGUCCGCUUUUUGUUAUCAUGAUAUCUUUGGUUUUCUUCCCCGCCUCUUGCUACCAUCCUCCGCUCUACCGUCGUCCUAUGUAGUUUGUUACAGCUAUGAUAGUCUAUUGUGAAGGUUAAUAGUUGAUCCAAUUUUGUAUAAUAUUAUGUACUAGGUGGCUAGUAAAUAUCAUUUCAGAUUAUGUAAAUAUGUUUUCGACUUGUUUGUUUU